AGCCUGUGUUUUCGAAAAAGCCGACCAAUGAAAGGCGCGGCAGAUAAAGGGGUCGAGAAAGGGGUCGAGAAACAAUGAGCGCGCUUCAAUUAUCGCGCGUGCAAAAAAAUCCGCUUAUAUCCUCGACGAAACCGAGUAUCGACCCUUCGCCCCGUUAUAACUUUGGCAAAUAGCUUUCCCGCGGGGAUUUUAGGGAAAUCUGGAACACGGCCAAUCCCGUACUAUCGCGUUACAUCGCUCCGUCCGACUUUAUAUUCCUCGUCUUUUUCUUCUUCUGCCAUUCUCGAGUUUAUUCGUUUGCCGAUGCAACGAGUUUACGCGUUUCCCUUUCUUCUUACUGCUUGUUUCAUCGUUUGCAGUUCGUUCGUAAUUUGAGAAAUUUUCCUAUCGUCCAUGUCAUUUUCUGAAGUUAUUUUUUUUCACUGAAAUUAUCGUAUUUCGCAAACAGUCUGGGCAAAGGUUAUUUAAUUAAUAUUUGAAAUUGGUUAGAAAGAGGAUAGGCUGUAAAUCAGGGUGGUUUUUCCGUUAUCGUUGGUGUGCAUUCAGCGAGGGUUAAAGUGGAAACGGUGCUAAGACAAUGUCGCCGGUACUUGGUACGCUCUGCCAAAGGGUCCAGACUCGUAACGCCCAUUCAAACUUCUAAGACAACGAGGCGAGUAGGCGAGGGUUUUAAAGUUGUACUAUUAAUCGAGGCAGACGAGAGCGUCGAGUCGCGUCGAGUCGCGUCGAAUCGCGUCGUGUCAAGCCGGGGGCGCAGUUUUGUUUUCAAGUGGGCGCACACACGCUUCGUUGCGUAGGCGUUCGUUUAAUUAUCGAAUGUAAAUAGGUUCGUUAGGGUCUCGUUUCCGAGCACGAACGAAUACGACGGACGUUUCUCUGUUCACUUUCUCCCCCCGUGUUCCCGUGAUCGAUAUAAAAGAUUUUAUCUGAAUCGCGGCGAUGCAUCACCGCGUAUACGAGAUCACGUUUCUUUCGGUAACAGUGCGAAACUAGAAGCAUGGAACGCACGGUUAACCGCAAAAAUCGUUAAUUUUCUAAAUUGAUCGUAAUUCGUCGUGGAUCGCAUCCGCUGCGGUCAACCAAUUGGCCAGCUGCCUGUGCACCGCAACAGGUAGCUUUACAAUGACGAUUUAAUGAAGGAAACGUUUUCAACGUUUCGAAAUUGUAUCGCGCGGUUCGCGCCUGUCUGGACACGAUUCUAUGUCGGUAUGCGUGGUAUUUCGGUAAAAUAGUUGGAGAAUCGAAACGAACGCUCCAUUCGUUAACGUCCUCCCGGCCAUACGAUAUCGUAUCGAUUUUCAAUCGACGCUUUUCAAUCGCGGAACAACGUAACUACGGAAGGUGUAGGCAUUUAGUUAUUGUAUCACACGAACUAAUAAGAUGGUUGGCUGGCAAUUUAACGCGUCAGUCUUUUCAAAUCUGAUCCCUGAAGGAGAAGCAGUUACGCGUGUGUUACCGAAUCUCCUUCUCAUUUCGACGAUAUUUAACACUAGUUGGAAUUGUGGUAGGAGCAAAUGGAGAAGAAACGAUCGUUUCAGGUGUAGGAGGUAGGAGCGUAGGUUACGGUCGAUAGGAAAUUUGGAGCGAGCGUUCGCUAGUUACGGGGUUCCGUCAAAGACUAGGAAACUGGGAGAAAAGAUUAUACUCUCUUCCAUCUUUAAUCGUUCUGAUACUCUCGGUCGUACCCGAGUCGUGUUUCGCACCGUUUCGCGACUUUGUCUAACUUCCAAUGCCACUUAUCUACAACAAUCACCUGCUCACGCAACCCACCUUCUCGAAAGCCUUUAUCUGUCAAAUGUCCGGAUUAUGCUUACUAAAAGGAGCUUGGUCUCCUCGAAUCGAACGAGUUUGAAACGAGAGUAGACACGGUACGGACAACUGCCGCGCGUAUACAUAGUCGAAAGCAUUCGCGAGCAAACGAACGUGUCACACGCGUAUACACGGCCCUCUGUCCUCGAACGUGUCUAAAGAUAGAAACAUGCCGAAAUUAAGCUUAGCAAGAAACUUACGUCUUGCACGAGGCUGAGGCUGGCCAAUUGCAUUCGUGACGCGACGCGACGCGACGCGAUCUAAAUUUCGGACAAAGAUGCGGUUACGUUAUAGUCGCGUGCGCGUACGUGGAGGGAUAGUUUAGGAAGGACUUGCGAGAAAGUUGGCAUCGCGUAUGAUCCCUCUGGUGGCAAGUAUGGGGAGUAACGGGCACACAUUCUAGGAAUUCGGCUUGGUCGAAAGGAAAGCAGCGUAUUACGCAGCCAUGGACCGAUCGCUACGGACUCGUCGGUCAGCUGCGCAUCGACCACCUUCGAAUUCGGGUUGAGUCUAAAAACCGUGACAAGAAGACAGGGAUCGACGAAAACGAGUCGCUACAAAGGCAAACAGUAUUUGUCGAGGGGAAAAAGUGCCAAAGAACUGUGGAAAACUAUUCGAAGCGUACUAAUGUAUAAAGUUAAGGAGCCAAUGAGACAGGAAGUAGACGGAAGAUAAGGGUAAGAAGAAAAGAAGAGAAAGAAGGAUGAAAAAAGGGGUUGAGUGGAAGAAGAGAGGAUCGUGGUAGGCCGGAAGGGCAGAGGCGACGCGUAGAUCAGGGUUGAUCCGGGUCGAUCGGUGUGAUGGUCUCGGGGUGGUGUCCGUGCGUGCCACUCGGCCGCCGAGAAUCAUCGGCUCAACAACAACAGUCGGCCUCCUCGUCGAGGAGUUUCGGGAACGACGGUGCACCGUUCACCGUCAGUGCCGCGACCGAUCGCGCAGAGAUGGUCCAGAUGUUUUAUUACGAAAAUCGCGGCAAAUGCUGCAAGAAGCUUCUCAGAUACAACGGCUAUCCGAACAAGGUGCUUUUGUUUCCGGAAGAGGGUUGGGCGAGAAGCGCGAGCAGUUCCUACUGGACUUUGACACCGUUCUGGUGGAGUCGAAGUCGAUGCAAAGUGGUGGAAGUUGCUGGAACCAGGAGGUACAGCACUCAAGCGAAAAUGGUGGACACGGGAACGGGCACGCUUUACAUCAUCGGCUCUUUCAAAAGAAUGACGACCGAUCCUGAUUUCAAGUUGUACCUGACAUCGAACGUGUCGUCGAGCGACUUCAACAUGGGCUACAGCAUGACCGGUACGUUGGAGCGUGGCUCUAAGAAGACCAACUCCUUUCAGAUGACUCACUUUGCGGUGAUUCGUCGACGAGACUACGAAAAGGCCUACGAGGAUUCGAAUCCCACCUAGUGUCCGUCCACACCCACGCUCUCCGAGUGUGGGGAUUGCGAACACUACACGUAGAAGGAAAGGGGUUUCGAUAAGCGUGCUAGCUCUUUCGCAACAGAGAGAGUUUCUUCUUCUUCUUCUUCUUCGCGAUCGACGUCCAGCAGCAGCAACUCCUAGUCUACGAGCUUCAGCCUUUCGAAAUCGAAAGGUAUCUUAUAAAGUUGACCGCGUCACCUGCCAAUUUAACGAACGUAACGGCCAGCAAUCAGCCGCGUGAACGAAAAAGCAAAAGCGAAACACGUCCAAAGGUAGCGUUUAACUUAUCUAUCGAAUUAAGUACUUAGUUUUUAACUAGCGACGAACGAUACCAAAGUCGAGUAUGCAAAACGACGGUAAUCGAGGAUGCCGUCGUUCCAAAGUAUUAGCACGUAAGUCGUCGUUAAUUUCUCGCAGGCGAUAAACACGCAACCGUACGCGUCUUUCUAUCCGCCUUUAUUUCGCGGUAUUCAUCCUCGGUAGCAGCAGCAGCAGCAGCAGCAGAUUAGCAGCAGCUUGCUUACGCAAGUAAUUUCGAGUUUUCAUCUUUUGCGAGGAAAGCUCGAGCCAUCAACAACCGAGAAUCGUCCUAGAAUCGUCCUAGAAUCGUCCUAGAAUCGUCCUGGGAUCGUCGUGUAUCACCGCAAAGUCGACGCGAUACUUAUCUAUUUUUGUUAACGAGUAGCGAUACGCGGCCGUUACACGACGCGUCUCGAUCGAAGCGAAAUUCUUGAUCCUGCUCGUCGAUCUUCGUGAUCGCGAUCCAAAGAAUUUUUGUACCUUCAGCUUUGCUCAACACUCUAUUUAAUGCCAAAUACGAACGACACGUAAAUAGGUGUAAGAUAUGUUCCAGAGAUCGUUAAUUAGCGUUAGACGAUCGACGGAAGCCACGUGCCAAAACAAGCUUCGGUGUACCGUACCUCUCGAUAAUCAUUUUACAGCUACGCGUUCGCACUUUUUACAACUAUCUAUGUUUUUUUUUCGUCUCUUUAGUCUCUUUAGUCUCUUUCGUGCAUGCCAUCGUUUCCUAGAAAACUCUAUCUAUUAGUCUCUAUUAACGCUAUUACGCGUUACAGGUUUCAAUGGUUUUUCGCGAUUCGGUGCUAGCGAACCAGCAUCUCUAUCCUUCCUUACCUCUUCGCGCGGUAGUUUAGUCAAAUAGAAAGUUGCUAUGAAAACAGCAUUUGAUACACUUUCGAGAAGCUAGAUCGAUGUCGUAGAUGGUUUAGCGUAGAAAUGUAACGCGCUUCGUUUUAGCAGAUUCUAGUCGUUAGGUGUAACGUAGAUCGCUCGUAGAUUCUGAUUUUUUAAACUCGGACCGCACAAAAAAGACUCACUCGGGUCUGCCGAUAAGUAGAAAGCGUUCUUGUUCUUGUUCUUAUUCUUGCUUACCGGCACGAUUUCGAUGUGUUCGCUUCUUUUCGAGUAGCAGCUGACUUAGAUGGAUUCGUAGAUUCAGCAGUUCGAGUGAACGUACGUCCGAUAUCACGGUCCCUCCUAACUACUUAGCCGUAGCUGUGACCCACGAAUGCACGCUUUCUUCGCGAUCGAAAGAGAAGCGACGUCUUAUCUUCGUCAAACUGCACGACGGGUCUUUAGUUUGUCUUUAGAACCUUGUCCGCUUUCGAGCUUUCAUACGAAAUCGUUCGAAGUAACGAAAUAUGUACUUAGGUAUGUAGGUACCAAUCAGCUUUCCGACGUCCACGGUUCGACGAUUCGGAUGGAAGAUAGAAAGCGAUCAACUAACGUAUCUACGUAUGCUCCUACCAGUAGACAGAGGUUUAUCAACGUAGAAGUACCGUAGCAAUUAGUAGGAAGUUCGAUGUGAUCGUUAUCGUAAUCAUUAUUGUUAUCAUCGUCGUUGUCGUCGUCGUCGUCGUCGUCGUCGUCGUCGUCGUCGUUGUCGUUGUCGUCGUCUCUGUUUAACUUCCGUUUCGCGCGACGGAAAUUAGUUGGCGUUCGUCCGCGUCUCCUUUUUCGACUCGAAAUAUGGCUAGUCCAAACGGGAAAUUUUAUUUUUUCUAGGCGGCUAAGAUCGUCGAUUAGCGCGAGUUUAACAAAAUGAAACGUAAGUAGCGUGGACAGGCGAACGACGCUCUUCGACUACUGUCCGUCGCCGGAAACAGGAAAAAGCUCGGAUUCUGCUUAUCGUUGGAACACACCCUAAUCAGAUCCUCUUUACCGUUAUCGUGCAUAAAUUCGAGUAAUUAGGUAGAGUAGAAUACUAGUUAGUUUGCUUCUCGCCUAGUCGAAUUAUUAUUUCGUUCCAAUCUUACUCGUACGCUCUAUCUAGUCCAGAAAAUCUUUCUCCUCCCGUAUCUCAUUCGAGUGUCGUUGUAAUCGAUGUGUAGCUAAUUUAGAAAAUUAUAACGGAUGUCGAUAGGAAAUCUGCAACUUGUAUCUUUACGAUUAUCAUCAAACGGAUUGUUAGCUGUAAAUGUAUAUCGGUCUUAACAGAAAUACGAACGAAACAUUCGUAUUCAAAGCUAUGGCUGUGAUCUUGAUUAAUCGUAAAACGGUUCAUAAAAGAAAAAAAAAAAAAGAACUAUAUACAUAUAUACGUAUAUAUUAUAUACCAUAUAUGAAUAUAUUAUAUGAGAAAUAAGUAGGUUAUGACGACGCAUGCAGCGACAAGCGACGCGAUAUUUUGCCAAAUCGUUGCGUUCCACGGACUUGGGCUUACUUCCGCGUUAAACAUCCCUAUACACACGUCGUACACACCUGCAAGCUCGAAUCCACAGGAAGGAACGCGUAUUACGUUCUCUAAUUCGGUGCUAAAAAUCACGCGCAACGUUCGCGUCCACUUCACCCUACCUAAUUCAAACGUGUCAUUUGCUUCCACUUACACGAUUCUCCUUCGUUUAAUCAAAGAGACGGAAUCAAAGAACGUUUUGCCAACCCGGACAAGUUUGCGAUGAAUCAAAAAAAAAAUAAAAAAAAAUAAAAAAAAAUAAAAAAAAAUAAAAAAAAGUCGCGCCACUCUUCCGGUGAUGUUGCGAAAAUCAAAGCAUGUUCGAAUGUCGUGUCAGGAGUAUGUAAAGAUUUUGCGAAGGAAGCGCAGCUCGGCCUGCGACAAGUCGUUGCUCAGAAAGUUUGAGGAGACUUUUUGUAUUUUCUAUAAACAACGCGAUUCUAAUUCUCCGUCAGCGAUAGAGCCGAAAGGGCACCCUCCUCUCCCUAACCCUCUCUUUCGCUCUCAAUUUCUUUUUUCUACGCUUCCGCUUCUCUGGAAAAACAAAGACACUGAGACCUAGGCGGAGAAAGAUAGGGGAAAUCGCGGGCUGUUUUCGGUUCUCCAGGAAACGGAAGCGAGCGGAACGAAUCGAGUAGGAAUACCGCGAUGCGCCGCUGCCGCAUCCACGUAUUUUCACUACAGUCCUGUCUACAGUCAAUUCAUUUUGUAUUUAUACCUAAUCUAUAUGUAUCUAUCGUCAUAAUUUAUGCCGAAAUAAAUGUUACAUUUACGCACAGCGAAA
This is a messenger RNA of Osmia bicornis bicornis, 6700 nucleotides long. RefSeq lists its product as uncharacterized. The coding region runs from base 2610 to 3209 and encodes 199 amino acids. The transcript has 6 exons. NCBI's taxonomy places the organism in Eukaryota, Metazoa, Arthropoda, Insecta, Hymenoptera, Megachilidae. The record is from RefSeq and is a predicted model, not a curated record.